UUUCAAAAGUUAUCUUGAGAUAUAUAUAAGACCUGUGAAUGCCAAAAGCAAAGACGAAGACCACAGCAAUUACCUCUGAGUGCUUGAAAGCAGAACGUGAAGAAACAGAAAUGUCUGGAGCUGCCGUGUCUAUAGCACUGCUUUUCCUCCUGACCGUUUGUUCGGCAUGUUAUAUCUCCAACUGCCCCAUCGGAGGAAAGAGGUCGAUCAUGGAUGCACCCCUCCGCAAGUGCAUGUCUUGUGGCCCUGGAGACCGAGGCCGCUGCUUCGGCCCCAGCAUCUGCUGCGGAGAGGGUCUCGGCUGCCUCAUGGGCUCCCCUGAGUCGGCUCACUGCAUGGAGGAGAACUAUCUGCUCACCCCCUGUCAGGCUGGAGGUAGACCCUGUGGUUCAGAGGGAGGACACUGUGCCGCUUCAGGACUUUGCUGCGAUGCAGAAAGCUGCACCGCAGAUCAGAUGUGCCUCCCCGAGGACGACGGAGAUGACCAAACCAGCCAGUUCGAAAGUGGUGACCCUGGCGACAUCAUCCUCAGGCUCCUACAUCUGGCCAGCCACACUUCUCACCGAACCCACCAAUGAGCACCACCCCUCCCUGAAGGUCUCUCUACAAGGACAAAAACAAUAGGACUUGUAGUUCCUGCUGUAUGUGUUUUUAUGUCUGUCACCACCCUUCGCUCUUUCUCUUGGAGUGCUUCAGUAGAGUGCUUUUGUUAAUAUACUUUGAGUAUGAAAACAGGGAUGAAUACAGACAGAUCAUCCAGAUUUCUGCAUGCAUAAAUAAAGUUUGGAGAGAGUA
Messenger RNA from Girardinichthys multiradiatus, 795 nucleotides. It is a transcript of the gene oxt, whose product is annotated as oxytocin. The record is from RefSeq and is a predicted model, not a curated record. Gene Ontology annotation, molecular function: neurohypophyseal hormone activity. Lineage: Eukaryota; Metazoa; Chordata; Actinopteri; Cyprinodontiformes; Goodeidae. The coding region runs from base 39 to 578 and encodes 179 amino acids. The transcript is spliced from 4 exons. Gene Ontology annotation, cellular component: extracellular region; secretory granule.